Messenger RNA from Staurois parvus, 353 nucleotides. The record is from the annotation of a GenBank genome assembly. Lineage: Eukaryota; Metazoa; Chordata; Amphibia; Anura; Ranidae.
CACCUGGCCACACCUCCGGGAUCGCUAGCAGCUCCGCCUCCUCGCCGCUUGAUUGGCCACCGGAACUGUAGCUCAGGAGUUUUGGCACACAGGCGGCCAAUCACUGGCGAGGAGGUGGAGCUUGGAGAGGAGGUUAGGGGGGCGGAGCCGAGAGCGGCAGCGCAGCGUUACAGUCAAAGAAGUGACCGAGGGAGCUGCGGAGCAAGUGAAGAGGAGUGCGGCCAGAGAAGGAAGAGACUGAGCUGACAGGUAAGUGAGAGAGCGAGCCCAGGGCUGGAGCAGGGGUAAGUGAGAGAGCGAGCCCAGGCUGGAGCAGGGGUCAGCAAGGUAAGUAUCAUUGGUGUCAGUGGGAG